GAUGAACCACGCUUCAGUCAGCUGUUCGCCAGCCUCGCGAGAGCAACCCCUUUUUCACCCUUCGCGCCGGCACAUCAACGUAUUCCUGGCAUCGCCCUACAGAGGAGGUAGGGGAAGGUGAUCAUGAAGUCACCAUGAGUCUUGUGACUCUGGUCUGGCUCAUAUUCUUAGCCACGUCCCAGGCCCUUCCGCCAGUCAUCAAAAUAGGAGCAAUAUUCACACAGGAGCAGAAAGAAAGCGCGACCGAAUUGGCCUUCAAGUAUGCAGUCUACAGGAUCAACAAGGAUAAAAAUCUUCUACCGAAGUCGACGCUCGUUUACGAUAUCCAAUAUGUUUCGAAAGAGGAUAGCUUUCACGCAUCGAAAAAGGCUUGUCAACAGGUUGGUGAGGGGGUGCAGGCGGUGUUCGGCCCUUCGCACCCCGUCCUCGGAGCGCACGUACACAGCAUCUGCGACGCCCUCGACCUCCCGCACAUCGAAGCCAGGGUCGACUUGGAACCGGCGACACGAGAGCUGUCAAUCAACCUGCACCCAGCACAGUCCUUGCUCAACGCCGCCUAUCAGGACGUGAUGGCUUACCUCAACUGGACCAGAGUCGCCAUCCUCUACGAAGAAGACUAUGGUCUCAUGAAAUUGCGUGAGCUAGUCCGCUCUCCGGAAGACAGGGACGUCGAAGUGCAUUUGAGGCAGGCGGACCCGAGCAAUUACAGAGCGGUGCUCAAAGAGGUCAAAAGCAAGGAGAUCCACAACCUCCUCGUCGACGCACGACCCGAAAAUAUCCGCUCAUUUCUCAAAAAGGUUAUUCAGCUUCAAAUGAAUGACUACAAGUAUCACUACCUCUUUACUAGUUUUGAUAUAGAAUCGUUUCAUCUCGAGGAUUUUAAAUACAAUUUUGUCAACAUGACGGCCUUCAGGAUGGUCGACGUGGAAGACAUGGCGGUUCGGGAAGUCCUUAAAGACAUGGAGAAAUUCCAGCCGCACGGUCCGUCCAUAUUCAACAGGUCGAAAACAAUCGAAUCGGAGCCUGCUCUUAUGUACGACUCGGUCGUAGUCUUCGCCAUAGGCCUGCAGACUUUGGAGCAGUCGCACCCUCUGUCGUUGGCGAACGUCUCCUGCGCCCUCGAAACCCCUUGGGACGGAGGACUCAGCCUGAUUAAUUAUAUAAACUCCGUGGACGUAAAAGGUUUAAGCGGUCCUAUAGAAUUCAAAGAGGGCAGAAGGAUCCAGUUCAAACUCGAUUUAGUCAAGUUGAAGCAACAUUCUGUCGUCAAAGUUGGUGAAUGGAGUCCCAACAUGGGUCUCAACAUUUCAGACUCGGCAGCUUUUUUCGACACCGCUUCCAUGAACGUUACCCUCGUCGUUAUUACAAUACUGGAAUGGCCUUUUGUGAUGAUGCAUAAAGGAAGGAACAGGACUGGCAACGAAAGGUUCUACGGUUUUUGCAUCGACGUCCUUAAGAUAAUUGCCAAGGAGGUGGGCUUCGAUUACAUAAUCGAGCUCGUCCCAGAUCGAAAAUACGGCGCGAUCCACCCGAUUACGAAAGAGUGGAACGGGAUCGUCGGCCACCUCAUGAAACACAAGGCGGACUUAGCCGUCGGUUCCAUGACGAUCAACUACGCCCGGGAAAGCGUGAUCGACUUCACGAAGCCGUUCAUGAACCUCGGGAUCAGCAUACUCUUCAAGGUUCCGACGAGCCAGGAAACGAGGCUGUUUUCAUUCAUGAACCCACUCGCAGUCGAUAUCUGGCUGUAUGUACUCGCGGCGUACAUACUCGUUUCAAUCACGAUGUUCAUCGUGGCUAGGUUUUCUCCUUAUGAAUGGCAAAACCCGCAUCCGUGCGAUGUAGACAACGAUCUCAUAGAAAACCAGUUCUCUCUAGCCAAUUCUUUUUGGUUCACGAUCGGCACUCUCAUGCAGCAAGGAUCCGACUUGAAUCCCAAGGCCACCUCUACAAGGAUCGUCGGAGGCAUAUGGUGGUUUUUCACACUGAUCAUAAUUAGCUCGUACACGGCGAACCUCGCGGCCUUUUUGACCGUGGAGAGGAUGAUAACGCCCAUAGAAAACGCGGAAGACCUCGCUGGACAGACUGAGAUCGCCUACGGAACGCUUGACAGUGGAUCAACAAUGACGUUUUUCAGGGAUUCCAUGAUUGAAACGUACAAGAAAAUGUGGAGAUUCAUGGAAAACAAGAAAGUUUUCGUUUCGACAUACGAGGAGGGUAUUAAAAGGGUGCUCGAAGGGAAUUACGCUUUUCUCAUGGAAUCGACCAUGCUAGAUUAUAUCGUACAAAGGGACUGCAAUCUGACCCAAAUAGGCGGCGUCUUGGAUACGAAAGGAUACGGAAUCGCUACUCCAAUGGGUUCGCCUUGGAGGGACAGGAUAUCCCUUGUUAUCUUAGAACUCCAGGAGAAAGGCGAGAUUCAAAUGCUGUAUGACAAAUGGUGGAAAAACCCUGGAGACACUUGCGUCCGAAAGGAUAAGAGUAAAGAGAGCAAAGCGAACGCUCUCGGAGUAGACAAUAUCGGUGGAGUUUUUGUUGUUCUUCUAUGCGGUCUUGCCAUAGCAGUCGUCAUCGCAAUUUGCGAAUUUUGCUACAAUUCGAAGAGAAACGCUCAGCUCGAGCGGAGAGGAGGAGCGCAAUCCCUUUGCUCGGAAAUGGCCGACGAACUGUGCUUCGCAUUGAGAUGCCGUGGUUCGCGGCAGAGGCCGGCUUUAAAACGCCAAUGUUCGAAGUGUGCUGAUGGUCCGACGUACGUUCCGGCCGUGCCGCCUGCACCGGGGCCACCGCAGCUUCCUCCGUACAACACUCAGCCACAGAGAUCCAGCAUGGCAAUUCCCCUAGACCUCCCUCAACCCAUGCACAUGAGCAUGUAACCGGACAUGUCACAAAGAUGUAAAUAUUUCAAACACGACAGGAGGACCAAUCGUCAUUGUGGGACAACACGCCGCCCGUUCCGCACUGAAAAAAACCAAAAGGAAACUGAAAGGUUUAUGGCAAAUAAUAAAACAAGUGUUGUAUACACAAGGAUUUCUGUUUUCUUUAAAAAAAAAAAAAGUAUUUGUGAUGUAGAACAAUCGCUUAUACUGUAAACGUCAAUUUUAAAAAACCUUAAGUGUUUUCACUGACUCGUAUGUUAUUUGUGAAGUGGUUGAUAAAAGUUCGAUCAGGUGAAUCUACGCAGUUUUGGUGUUUUUUGGUUGUGUAUUUUUUAUUUGUUUAUUUUUUAUAUUAUGAUGACGAGACUAAAACUGGCCGAAAACAAAUUUUUAAUUUAAUUUUUUUCAAAUUUACAACCGUAAAUCGUGGAUUUUACUGCCAUUAAAUACAAUUGAUAUAUCGCUGUUGUAUCAAUUAAUGUCCAAUUGUUAAUUAUAAAAUUUCUACGUUGUUUUUGCCGGAUUCGGUUUUUCCCGGUUUUCGUUGAAUGUUCGCAUAAAUGGAACGAGGUUUCAGAUUUCCGUUGUCAAUAUGAUAAUUAAUUUCGAAUAUAACUUACAAUUAACAUAAAUUUACGGGAAAUAUAAUUUCGAAUUGUUAUACUUUCAAAGAAUUGGAUAACCAAAAAUACAUUUUUCCUGGGGAAAAUCCCGUAAUCCAAGCCAAAAAUUAUUUCCUGGCGGUGUUUUUCUGGCCCAAUAUCACUUAGACAUUUGAAAAAUUAUGAUUAUAGUUUUAUUAAUAGCUUU
Cimex lectularius (bed bug) is the source of this 3686-nucleotide messenger RNA. RefSeq names its product glutamate receptor ionotropic, kainate 2-like. NCBI's taxonomy places the organism in Eukaryota, Metazoa, Arthropoda, Insecta, Hemiptera, Cimicidae. Gene Ontology annotation, molecular function: glutamate-gated receptor activity. Gene Ontology annotation, cellular component: postsynaptic membrane; plasma membrane. The transcript is spliced from 18 exons. Gene Ontology annotation, biological process: monoatomic ion transport. Bases 135 to 2873 code for a protein of 912 amino acids. The record is from RefSeq and is a predicted model, not a curated record.